CCACUUUUUCCUGUGUGGGUGUGUCGAAAGGUCCAGAGUUACUGACUAACACACUAUUAACUCAUCUGUUUCCCUGUGCCAGCACUUUGCAUUUGGCUCCGUUUUACUCCAGUCCUCUCAGGACCAUUGUGCACUUUGACCCAGAGGAUAUCCUGUGCCUCCUCAGCAGUUGGAAGCUUGAGCACAACGAAAGCCAGCAGUCAAAAAGACUUCUAACUUGCCUUACACAUUCGUACUGAGACAGAAGUAGAUUUAAACACUCAACACAUACACACUGGGAUUGCAGAACUGAAGCCGUGACAAUGAUGGAAGAAGUGAAUGAAGUGUCUGUCCUUAGUGUACAUGGUCAUAGCAUCACAGUGACAGAGGCGCUGAAAGAGGGGGAUGCUCUUACCUUUCUGAUUGUGUCUGAGAAGCUGUCUGGGACGGGAGAGUACCCUGUGGACCGGACCUAUGAGGACUUUGAAUGGCUGCAGCAGCACCUGUUCUCCCAGGAAGCUGUUCCUGGGAUACAUGGAGUCAUAUUUCCUCCACUUCCAGCAAAGGCUCAAGUGAAUGCAUCCUCAAAGGUUCUGAAACAGCUGGGUUUCCUUGCUUUGGGAGAGUGGCAGCCGUACUGUAAAGCACUGGAAACGUUCCUCCGGCAGGUUGCUGCACACAGCAUACUCAGCAAAAACAAGGCAGUCGAGGUCUUCUUGACCAGCUCAGACCCUCCAGGAAGACAGAAAGUAAAGAAAAACAUUUUCAACAGACUGAGUCAGGCCGUGGAAGAGAUGAGAAAAGAGAGCCAUAAGGAUGUGGAUGAGUUCUUUCAAACACAACGUGAUCAUAAUCUCACCCUUACUGUCUGUAGCAAGACUGCAGCUGAGAAAUUCCUGGAUGUGGUGCUGACCGAGCAAAAAGUAGCCGUGGCCUGUGGCCACUUCUCUGCUGCUCUGCAUCUCUGUGUGGAACCAGGCGAGGACCCGGACAAGCAGGCCUUCUCUAAGACUUGUGUGAAAUUAUCAGAAGUCUUUGAUUCUAUAAAGAAAAAUAUGAUGAGUGUUGCUGAGAAUGACAUUAGCACCCUUGGAGUUGGCUUGGACUUGGAGUCACGUUACCAGGAGGCAGAAAAGGAAAUGCUCUUUAGGAGAACGUGUAAACUGGUGGAGUUAGAGAACGCCAGGAGGAACGCAGAGAAGGCCAAACCCGUGAAGAAGGCUGCUAUGGAAGAAGUGAAGAAAGCAACAGAGACAGAGUUUAAACACAUCUGUGAAGUGGCCAAACAGGAGGUUCAUAUCUCAUCACCACUGAGGGUUUCAUCUCAUCUGUUCCGACCUGCGAUUGCUCUGCUGGGUGAGGAGGUGGGAGGAGUGGUUUCCAUUUGAAAGAAGGAGACGGAAGGAGAAGGAGAGAUAGAUGGCUGGUCUGCUAAAAAGAUGUGGUGGAGUAGGGGUUUGGCCAUAGACUGUAAAUCAAGAUGGUUGGCGAAACUGCUCCUCAAAAGUGAAGCUAUAGUAAGUAGAGCUCCCCCUGUUGACUGACUGCAUUAUAGGUCAUAAGCUCCAUUUCCACCUUGUUAGUGGAUGGGACUUGGACCAUAAAAACAAUUCAGCAUUUAUUUGUAACUGGUGGAGUUAGAACAGAAUGCAGAAUUAAUUAAGCAAAAAUGCAAGUGAGUCUGGAGGAAGUGUGAGCGACUCAUCGAUAACGCGUCAGCAUGGUUCUGCCCUUGGACUGUACUAGAUGGACUCUGGCUGCAAAGUUGCAAGAUAGUGCCACCCAUAUCGCAUAUCCAAUCGAAAAACAGCACCAGUUCAGCCAAUGCAAAUAAGGAGGGAAGCAUUUGCCAUAUUUAUAUACAGUCUUUGAGUUCGGCCCAUUUUACAACAAAUGGGUGGUAAAUGAACAUUAUACCACAGAAUGCAGAGUACACGUUUUCACUCCACCUAAAGUGGUUGCAUUAAUGAGGGGAAUAAUUCUUGGUAAUGCAUGGCUCAUGCUGUUCUUCCAUUGGGAUUUGCCUGGUCUUUAUUAUCUGCACCUGUACUACCCUUCCUCACCCUCAGGGAGGUGACAGAUCUCAUCAACUGUACAUUUGUAACAAUAUUUGACAGGUGUCUGUGGUCUUGACAACUGUAUAUGCAUAUGCAGUUUAAACAAGUCAAUCUACACUUACAGUAGUGGCUCUGUGAGGCUACAGUUUGAGCUAGAAUACAUAUUCUCAUUUGGAAGAGACCAAAAUACUAAGAGGCUAAUAUUAUACGUUUUACUUUAGCAUGUACUAUAUGUAUGCUAGCAUUUGAGAGGCAAAUCUCAUCUCAUCUCAUCUCAUCUCAUCUCAUCUCAUCUCAUCUCAUCUCAUCUCAUCUCAUCUAAUCUCAUCUCAUCUCAUCUCA
Molecule: messenger RNA, 2378 nt
Organism: Mugil cephalus (flathead mullet)
Lineage: Eukaryota; Metazoa; Chordata; Actinopteri; Mugiliformes; Mugilidae
Product: sorting nexin-6
Exons: 14
Coding region: 303-1367 (354 amino acids)
Molecular function (GO): phosphatidylinositol binding
Source: RefSeq, a predicted model, not a curated record